Molecule: messenger RNA, 546 nt
Organism: Quercus lobata
Lineage: Eukaryota; Viridiplantae; Streptophyta; Magnoliopsida; Fagales; Fagaceae
Exons: 1
Coding region: 1-546 (181 amino acids)
Molecular function (GO): RNA-DNA hybrid ribonuclease activity; nucleic acid binding
Source: RefSeq, a predicted model, not a curated record
AUGGAGUAUCUGCUAUCACUGGUCGUUCCAACAGCGUCACAAGCAUUGGCUGACUUCCAACGGGCAAAUUCCUCUAUUUCUCCACAACUCAUAAGCGUUAGUCAACCCCGGAUUCGAUGGUCUCCACCGGUAAAGGGUGUAAUAAAAGUUAAUUUCGAUGGAGCACAGUUUAGAGAUGUGGGCAAAACAGGUUUGGGAGUCGUCAUUCGAGAUAGCAGAGGGCAAGCACUGUCUUCUUUGUCUGAGCAAGCAAGUCUCCCAUUCUCUCCAAAAAUUGUCGAAGCUAUGGCAGUAGCUAGAGCUAUUUCCUUCGCACAGGGACUUGGUUUCACCUCCUUCGUACUAGAGGGUGAUUCUAUAAAUAUCAUAAAGGCACUUCAAUCUGAUGAUGAAUCCCUUUCUUCAUAUGGUCAUAUACUCAGCUCGGCAAAAUCCAUGGUCGUAGCAGGUAGCAGCAUCAAGUACUCGCAUGCGGGUCGAAGUGGUAAUAAUGUAGCGCACAAUCUAGCUAAACAUGCUAGACAUGUUAGAGGUUGUUCAGUGUAG